Acanthopagrus latus (yellowfin seabream) is the source of this 2218-nucleotide messenger RNA. RefSeq lists its product as uncharacterized. NCBI's taxonomy places the organism in Eukaryota, Metazoa, Chordata, Actinopteri, Spariformes, Sparidae. The coding region runs from base 920 to 2218 and encodes 432 amino acids. The transcript is spliced from 4 exons. The record is from RefSeq and is a predicted model, not a curated record.
UCUGAGACAAACAGGGACUGGAAAAUACUGAUAACAUCAUACUCAAUGAACACACGCACAUAACCACAGUUGCCAGAACUUUCUAAGAACAAUGGGAAAACAGGAAACCUACACACCAAAUCACCCAGCAGCCAGAACAGCACACACACAUACAUGCAGAGGGAGCAAUGAGGCAAAGAACAUCUUGACAUUUUGGUGGUGGUCCAGAUCAUCACUAAGGAACUUAGUGAUAUAAACAGGUAAGGUAUACAUGCUCGGUCAGCCCAGCAAUAAAGGAAACCCACUUUUUGCAACCCUGUCUCUGUGUCAAUUCUUCUCAGAGUUUUGGCAGCAUGAUAUACAUUUUGUAUACAUUAACUACGACAAUAUAUGAUACAAGAUAUGUUACAAGGUAAUUUAUUCAUCACUACACAACACUGGGCUGCAUAACAAGAUUACAGAACAUACAUACAGUUAUUUAUAUACAAAUAUACAUGAACAUGUAAUGCAUCUUUUGAAUCUGCGUCAGAUGGAAUGCAAACAGCAGCAGAAGGAUGUGAUGAUAGUGUGGUCAACGUCUUCAUAUCAAAAGUUUGACAUCUGGGAAACAGCGUCCAUCACCGAGCAUCGAUGUUAGCCCACCUCUCGUCAUCCUGCUGUCGUCUCAGACAAUUCUGAUACUGUCAAGGCCGAACUUUUAAUUUAUCCAGAGAGACAACAUCUUCAGGAUGAACUGGCACAAACAAUAGUUCAGACACUCAUGGUCCACAGAGGAUGAAUCAUAAUGACUCUCCAAGAUGAGGACAAAGGCUCCCUGUAAGGGAUGACACCAUCUGUGUAUGUCUGCAAACAACGGAUACCGUCUGCUCACUUGGACUACACAGUAAUAGGAACACUUAUUCUCCGGGGCUUGAAUAAUUGUAAACAAAUCUGAGUAGAAAUGAGGAGACUUCACUGUUUCACAGUAGGAUUCUUCCUGCUUACAGUCAGGGCAGAAAAAGACGAUUCCCAAGGUUACGGCGCAGAACAAACAGAAGGCACAACUGUCACAAAAGAUCUGCUCGUGAAAGAGGAAAAUGCAACUGGUCAUGGCACAGCAGCAAUACCUACAGAGAAUACGCUUCGACACGCCAAGUUUCCAGGGGCCGACUUGUUUGACACCAGACCAGCGGCACCUGAUGAGACAACACAAACCACAAAAGCACCGGCUGUGAUUGCCCCGCCGAGCAGAGAGGGGUUUGUUUCCAGAGAUGGGCAAAACUCUCACACAUCCACCACAGACAAUCCAUCAGCUGGGAGGAUUCACACUGAACCAGAAUUCCCACUGAUGCCUAAUUAUGAGGAGAUCGUUUACUCUUCUGCACAAGCUGAAUUUGGAUCAAUGAUGAAUGGCAGCUCUGAGCCAGAAGUCCAUUUGUCCGCAGAUGAACUGAAAGCUCCUCUUUUACUUCACACUCUGCUUGAUAAGGGGAAUCAGAGGAACACUGACUCUAUUACUCUCACAUCUGCUGACAGAGGGCCGGGAGUUCCAGUCCUAUCUGCAUCUCAUCCUCGUGUAAUUGAUAACCUGGCUGCACCGCGUAAUGACAGUGAUGAAAAACAAUCUCAAGGCAAGGAUGAAAAGGGGAUUUCAAACCUGGAUAGGAAUGAUUAUCCGUUUGGUACGGUGCAAUCCAUCUUCCAAAGUGAUACAGGAGAAGAUUCGGUCAGAGGAAGCGCUGUGACAAACUUGUGUUUGACCUGCCUCAAAGAUCGAAGACUGCCGUCCACUGAGAAAUCUGUGGCUGUGCCUGUGCCAUCACCUCAGGACACUUCAGACUCUCCUGGUAUAGAGGGGCUCGCUUUAGAUUCCAAUCAAUUUGAAACCUCCUUACCCAGUUUAUAUCAACAGCCAACUGGAAAACAAGAGAUAACACUGAACAAAGACAUCAGUCACCAAAACAUUAGCAAGCUUUCUAGUUUCGGAGUGACUGAAGAACUGGUUUACAAUCUGACAUUUGCUUCUUUAUCCGACAAGAAAACUGUGAAUCAUAGUCAAGGCAUAUUGAAUACUUCCCAAAUUAAAGCCUUUCUUACAGAUACAGCAACAGCUGCAAGGAACACGUAUGCCACUAGAGCUGUCGUCACAGAGAGACCAAACUUGACAACCACAGCAUUUUAUCGCUCUUCAAAGCCACUUUAUUCUGUGAGGAAACCAGUGAGAAGUGGAGAACAAGAAAUGUUUGGAAUAAAUAAUUGA